GUAUCCACGGCCUCACUCUCAGCCUAACUAUGGUUACCUGAGCCCACCACCUCUCUUCCCCCACCACCAUGGACACACCUCAUUCCCUCCCCAGGCCCACUCACAACCCACCCACCCGUUACACACCUCAUACAACAUCAUCCCGCCCUUCCUCAAGCACCCAGAGUUCACGGAGCGGAACUUCAACAUGGCCGACCAUCGGUACGGCUACCACGUCAAUGACGUCAGUGUCAAGCAGGAACCCAGGGACAUCACGUUCGACUCUAGUACAUGCUGCGAAACAUCAGGCACAUGUUCAACUUUGACCCGACCUGACCUCUCCAGCCAACACAGUCCACACGAAGUGGUAUCCCACCCGUACGAUUCAGCCAUGCGCUAUUUCUACCCGGAUGACUCGGCGUAUCUGUCCCACUUCAGGGACAAACACAAAG
This is a messenger RNA of Candidula unifasciata, 431 nucleotides long. The record is from the annotation of a GenBank genome assembly. Lineage: Eukaryota; Metazoa; Mollusca; Gastropoda; Stylommatophora; Geomitridae.